CUCGCGAGAUCCCGAGGAAGCCUGUCAUGUGACCAUCCAAAAUGGCGGCGCCCAGUGCUGCUGCGAUGGCAGCUGAGAACUCAGCUCCCGUGUAUUUGGUGGUGAGCGGGAUCCCCGCGGGCCUGCGCUCGGCCCAACUGAGGAACUACUUCAGCCAAUUCCGAGAGCAGCGCGGCGGCCGCGACGCCGGCUUCCUCUGCUUCCACUAUCGGCACCGACCUGAGCGGGCUCUGGCCCCGGAACCGGCCCCUGUCUCAGCACCCGCAGCCCCAGCCUGCGAUCCCGCUCAUGUCCAAGCCCCGGCCUCCCCGACCCAGACUUCCCAUCUGCCGGCGGCUCCUGCUCUGUCUUCAGCCGCAGUCCCUCCCUCCACCUGCUGCUGCGUGAUCUCGGUGCGGGGGCCAGCCCAGGCCGAGCGGUUCCUCCGCAUGUACUCGGGCCGCCCUUGGCUCGAUUCUCAGGGCAACUGGCUGCCCGGACGCUGCCGCAUCCGCAGGCUCCGGCUCCCCCUGCAGGAGGCAGGUGUUGAUCCCUUUCCUUUCAAGACCCGGAAAGAGUUGCAUAGGAGAAGGACCACAAGUGAAGCUUUCACACUGGCUGACCUCACACAGCUACCAGAACUGAACCCUCCAGCCUUGAUGCCCAAUGGGAACGUGGGUACCCCAAUGCGUAUCUUCUUAGAGCUGAUCCGAGCCUGUCGUUUGCCCCCUCGCAUCAUUACACAGCUGCAGCUGCAGUUCCCCAAGACAGGCUCCUCCCGGCGAUACGGCAAUGUGCCCUUUGAGUAUGAAGACUCAGAGACUGUCGAGCAGGAAGAGCUGGUGUACACAGCACAGGGGGAGGAGAUCCCAGAAACCCCCCAACGAACUUUGCCCACACCCAUCACAACUGGGACCCAAGAAGAGCCAAAAAAAGACGAAGAGGAAUCUCAUUCAGAUGAUGACAAUGACACGUGUGAGGAGUGGGAACGACAUGAAGCCUUGCAUGAGGAUGUGACAGGCCAGGAACGCACCACAGAACGGCUUUUUGAGGAGGAGAUUGAGCUCAAAUGGGAGAAAGGCGGCUCUGGGCUCGUGUUUUAUACAGAUGCUCAGUACUGGCAGGAAGAGGAAGGAGAUUUUGAUGAGCAAACAGCUGAUGACUGGGAUGUGGAUAUGAGCAUAUACUAUGAUCGAGAUGGUGGAGACAAGGAUGCUCGUGACUCCGUCCAGAUGCGCUUGGAACAGAGACUUCGUGAUGGCCUGGAGGAUGGCACCUUUCAGCAUCACACAAAGGGUAUUGGAAGGAAGGUGAUGGAGCGACAAGGCUGGGCUGAGGGACUUCGUAAUGGCCUGGAGGAUAGCUCUGUGGUCAGCCACCAAGUUGUUUCCUUUGAGCAUCACACAAAGGGUAUUGGAAGGAAGGUGAUGGAGCGACAAAGCUGGGCUGAGGGACUUCGUGAUGGCCUGGAGGAUAGCUCUGUGGUCAGCCACCAAGUUGGCUCCUUUGAGCGUCACACAAAGGGUAUUGGAAGGAAAGUGAUGGAACGACAAGGCUGGGCUGAGGGCCAAGGCCUGGGCAGUAACUGCUCAGGAGUGGCUGAGGCCCUGGACAAUGAUGGGCAGAAUCCCAGAUGUAAGCGGGGAUUAGGAUACCAUGGAGAGAAAUUGCAGUCUUUUGGACAGCCUAAGAAACCACGUGGGACAAGCCUGGGGCUCAUCUCCACAAUCUAUGAUGAACCCCUUGCUCAGGACCAGGGUGACGACCUGCUUCGACGCCAGCCACCUACCAGCCUGAAGUUCCGUGCAGAUAUGACCUUUGUGAGAGGCUCAGACCUGGACAGCUUUUCCCACAACUCAUCAGAGCCUGAAUGACUGGGACAGGAACUCCACAUAUGGUGGCGAGAAUCACAGCAUCUCUCUGACUUUUCUGUUCUUGAGGCCAAAGGGAAUGACUGGCUGCAGGAUCCAGAUUUUCCCAGAGAAGAGAAUGGCAAGAGAGAGCUGGGAACCAGUCAGCUUUCUCACUUUUCUUCCUUCCCAUGUGCUACCUCAAGACUGCAAUUUUAUUUAUUUUUUAUAAAACACUGUUUCUGUUAUGCUGUUCAGCUCUGGUGGUUUCUCCUUAUGGAUUUUAAUUUCUUACUCAGUUUUGGCCUUGGUUCUUCCCCAGAACACUGGUGAUAGUGUUGACUCUGUCCCCUUCUUAGUCCUCUGAAGCAGGGUAUCAUUUGUCAAGACCAGGCCAGAUUUUUCCUGCACAUAGUGCUGGCCAGAUAGGAGUGGAUGCGGCAGCCUGAGCCCAUUCUACUUACUAACCCUUCUGUGAAGGGCAGACAGACAUACAACAGAAUAAAGUUUUUGUUUGUAUAACCAA
Molecule: messenger RNA, 2355 nt
Organism: Antechinus flavipes (yellow-footed antechinus)
Lineage: Eukaryota; Metazoa; Chordata; Mammalia; Dasyuromorphia; Dasyuridae
Gene: GPATCH3
Product: G-patch domain containing 3
Exons: 9
Coding region: 42-1853 (603 amino acids)
Biological process (GO): positive regulation of DNA-templated transcription; negative regulation of RIG-I signaling pathway; negative regulation of type I interferon production
Molecular function (GO): nucleic acid binding
Source: RefSeq, a predicted model, not a curated record